Owenia fusiformis is the source of this 995-nucleotide messenger RNA. NCBI's taxonomy places the organism in Eukaryota, Metazoa, Annelida, Polychaeta, Sabellida, Oweniidae. The record is from the annotation of a GenBank genome assembly.
AAUGUUCAGAGAUCUGGCAUCAAGCAAUAUGAAUGGUGUUGUGUUGGUGUGUGCUUUGGCAGGAUUGCUAGCCGUGACACAUGCGGCAGACACCCUGAGGUUUGCUGCUAUGGGUGACUGGGGAACUGGAGGAAGUACCCAGAAGAAGGUGGCUAAAUCAAUGGGAGACUGGAUGGCAAAGUACAAAGGAGAAUUUAUAGUUACCCUUGGAGAUAACUUCUACAAUGAUGGUGCUAAUAGUGUCAAAGAUCCUCAGUUUGAUAAGAAGUGGAAGGAUGUCUACACAGCCAGGUCCCUCCAGAAAACCUGGUAUAUCACCCUAGGCAACCAUGACCAUCACCGUGACAAUGCCAAGAAUGAAGUUGCCUAUAGCAAGGUGAACUCUAGAUGGUAUCUUCCAACAAAUUAUUACUCAAUUACUAAGAAAGUAGGCAGAAAGUCUGUGUUGUUCAUUAUGAUGGACACCACUCCUUUAUCUAGACGUAGGGACCGCAGGCAGCUCGAUUGGAUUAAAAGCCAACUACAAAACUCCAAGGCUGAUUGGAUUAUAAUGGCAGGACAUCAUCCCGUAUUCAGUACAGGAUCACAUGGAUCAUCAUCCACAAUGUACAGGGAUGUCCUCCCUCUGAUGGAGAAAUAUAAAGUUGCUUUGUAUCUAGCUGGACAUGACCACAAUUAUGAACAUCUCAGAGUAUCAAGAACAUUAUCUGGCAAAAGCCCAAUCACGGAUCUGGUCGUCCAAGGAGGUGGAGGUAAAUCUCGAAGAACUACAAGGGGCACACGUGGCAAAGAACAGAUGACUAAACAUGGGGUGAAAUCAUACAAGUUUGAUGCUGCAUAUGGUUUCUGUGGAGUGGAGUUGACUGAGACAAGAUUGUAUGUGAAGUUUAUUGAUGAAAAGGGACGAACAGCUUACAGCUUUAAGAAAUCAAACCCAAGAAAAUAGGCUAGAUUUCUAAGCUUUGCUUAUUAUGUCAGUAUUAUCAAAUAAUAAA